AUGGAUAUUGAGGAUGUGAAGUGUCAUGGGAAUGGAAAACGUAAAAGAGGGUCAAAGAAAAGAAAACUUCUUGUCGAUGAGAGAGUCGAGGUGAAGAGUGUGGAAGAGGGUUUUCUGGGUUCAUGGCACCCGGGGACCGUGAUCCGUUGUGGGAGGAAGAAACGUCAUGUUAGAUAUGACAACAUUUUGGAUGAUAAGGGUUUAUAUUAUCUUGUUGAUGUGGUGAUUGUUUCAUCUGUUUUGGAUGAUGUUAACAGUUCUUCAGAUUGUUGCAAUAGACGUGGCUUCAUUAGACCAGUGCCUCCUCCAUUUGAGUUUGGGGAAAAUGACCUUCCAUUUGCUCUUUGUGUUGAUGUGAAUUAUCAAGAUGCAUGGUGGGAAGGUGUUAUAUUUGAUCAUUCUAAUGGAAUGAAGGAGAGGAGUGUGUUCUUCCCGGAUUUGGGUGAUGAAAUAAAGGUUGGAACUGACCAACUACGGAUAACUCAGGAUUGGGAUGAAGCUUCCGAGGAAUGGGAGCCAAGAGGGAAGUGGGUGUUUCUUCAAUUGAUUGAGGAGUGUGAGAGGACAUCCUAUAUUCCAGUUUCAGUGAAGCAGAUAUGGUAUGAUAUAAGGGAAAGAAAGGAUUUCGACAACAUAAGGGACUGGACUUGUAAGGUGCAGGACUUGUGGAGAGAGCCUGUAAUGGAGGUAAUUGGUGACUACUAUACUCUCACACUAGAACAAAUUUUCCCAGCCUUAAAUCUUCCAAAGGAUUUCUUCAAAGAACCACCACAACUGGAGUCAGUUGAACCUACUGACAAUGUUCAUUGUGAUGCUAGUAAGGAUAAUGUAUUUGGUUCUGACAUUGGAGUAUCUGAUUGCCCUAUGGAAAAUGGUGACUCCUCAAACUUGUUGGAUAGUGAUAAAAAAUGUAAUAGCAUUAUUCCUAUUCAAGAGGAAUAUGAUAAAAAUACUUUGGUGGAUGAGACAUCUGAGAAGGAAAUUCUGUUGCAGGAAGAACCUGUAUCUUCAAAUCAAGAGGUCUUGCCCGAUGCUGGUAAAGUGAUUCCAGGUGCUAGCUCUUGUGGAAAGAAGAGAAAACGUAGGGACCCAACAUCCUUAUGUUGGCAUCCUCUGAUAAUGACUGAGGUUGAAUUCUGUCCUGAAAUUAUUAACGAAUAUUUACUUGGAUGUGGAAGCAAGACCAUUAGAGAUCUUUUGAAGACAAGAGUACGGAAACAUCUAGCGUAUGUUGGAUGGAAGAUUGAGUGGACUGACGAUAAAUAUUUUCCUGGAAGAAAACGAUUUAGGUACAAGUCACCUGAUACACAGGAUCAGAAGAUUUAUACUUCACUUGUUCAGGUUUUGACGGAUAUGCAAAAGGAGUCCAACAUGAACUCUGUGCUGCCCCAAAUUGAUUACAAUAGAAUGCAUUAUACGAAUGACAAUAAUAUUUCACAUCUGCUUUCAGAUCAACCCCAAAAUGACCACGAUCUAGAUGUUUGUCCUCCAAAUGGGGCACCUUCUCCUAGUAAAGUUGUAGAUGAACCUGAAUUCUGUCCUCACGCUGUUGUGAAAUACUACUUGAAUGAAUCAGAUAACCAUAGGGGUGAAAAAGGAAAAUGGAAAAUAAAAGCACAGAGGCAUCUAUUAGCAGAAGGAUGGGUACUUGACUACCCAACUGAGAAAAGGAGGAGAACUUUGUACAGGUCUCCACAAAAUCAGUGUUUGGGCUCACUUCGAGGUGCAUGUAGACUAUACAUUAAAGAAAAAAUUCCUGAAUGGACUACUUCUGGCUUGACAACUUUGAAUGUCCCAACCAUGAAUGAGGAAAUUGUUGGUCAUGUUGAUAAUGAAUAUCUAUUGCAGAGUUUGUCGCAAUUACUUCAAAUAGAGCCUGAAUUGCAGACAGUCAGUGGUUCACUGGCAAGUGGAUCAACUGAGAAUAGAAACCACAAACGCACCAGGAAUUCAAAGGCAAGCAUGCCAAAGCACCACAGGAAAGGAUCACCUACACGAGUGCUGCGAUCAAGCAAGAGGGUGCAGAAGGUGUCUGCUCCUAGUCUGAUACACCAAAGACCUCAAAAUGUCUUGUCUUGGUUAAUAGAUAGCAACAUGGUGUUGCCAAGAUGUAAGGUCUAUUGCCGGGCAGGUGGUGGUAGGAACCCUGAUUUUGUGGCUGAGGGGAGGAUAACCCGUGAAGGAAUCAAGUGUAGCUGUUGUAAGAAAAUAUAUGGUCUUGGUGGCUUUGUACAUCAUGCUAGUGGCAGCAGUGACUGCAGGCCUUCUGCUAGUAUCUUUUUGAGGGAUGGUAGGUCACUCUUAGAUUGCAUGAUACAAGUAAUGCAUGACUGCAGAACAAGGGAAACUAUGGAGAAAGCAUGCAAUGAUCAUUGUGAUGGCGAAAAUGACAAUGUUUGUUCUGUUUGUCAAUAUGGUGGUGAACUUAUUUUAUGUGACCAAUGUCCAUCCUCAUUUCAUAAGGAGUGUCUUGGUAUGGCGGAUAUCCCUGAUGGUGACUGGUUUUGUCCAUCAUGUCGUUGUGGGAUUUGCAGCCAAAUCAAAAUGGAAGGGACAGAGCAUGGACUUUUUCUUACUUGUGUUCAAUGUGAACGUAAAUAUCACGAUGGAUGUCUUGAAGAUAGAGGAAAAGAUGAAUCAAGAAAAUAUAUGAAAAAUUGGUUUUGCGGAAAAGAAUGUGAACAGAUAUAUGAAGGCCUCCAAAAUCUAAUAGGAAAGCCAAUCACAGUGGGUGGGAAUAAUCUAACUUGGACAUUAAUGAAGUGUAUCAACUCUGGGAGCUGUGAUGUUGAUAGUACCAAGAACGACUUAUUGGCAGAGACUUACAGCAAACUCAAUGUUGCACUUUCGGUGAUGCAUGAAUGUUUUGAGCCCCUAGAGAAUCCUUUCUCCGGCAGAGAUAUCAUUGAUGACGUCAUAUUUAAUAAUAGGUCAGAGCUUAAACGAUUGAAUUUCCAGGGUUUCUACUCCGUACUUCUGGAGAGAAAUGAAGAAUUGAUCAGUGUAGCAACUAUAAGGGUAUUUGGACAAAAAGUAGCAGAGGUACCUCUUGUGGGUACCAGAUUACAGUAUCGUCGACUUGGAAUGUGUCGCAUUUUAAUGGAUGAGCUUGAGAAGAAGCUCAUGCAUCUGGGAGUGGAGAGGCUAGUCUUGCCUGCUGUUCCUGGCGUGCUAGAAACCUGGACCAAUUCUUUUGGCUUUGAGAAGAUGACGAUUUUUGAGAGAUCACAAUAUGUGGACUAUUCUUUCCUAGAUUUUCAGGGAACCGUUAUGUGCCAGAAGCUGUUGACAAGGAUUCCAUAUCAGGAUCCGGUUAUAACAGAGACACCUACAAGACCACUUAGUGUUUACUCUGUUAAAUGUAAAAUUGAGUUUGAGAAGUCGAGUUCAGUAUCUGAAGUGGACGACCAAGUUGAAGAAAUUCACAACAAUGGAAUGAUGGAUCUACAAGUUGUGGAGUACGUCUCACCUAUGCGUACUUCCUAA
This is a messenger RNA of Abrus precatorius (Indian licorice), 3486 nucleotides long. RefSeq lists its product as uncharacterized. Lineage: Eukaryota; Viridiplantae; Streptophyta; Magnoliopsida; Fabales; Fabaceae. Gene Ontology annotation, biological process: negative regulation of DNA-templated transcription. The record is from RefSeq and is a predicted model, not a curated record. Gene Ontology annotation, molecular function: transcription corepressor activity; acyltransferase activity, transferring groups other than amino-acyl groups. The transcript has 9 exons. Bases 1 to 3486 code for a protein of 1161 amino acids.